AAUGGCCGGGAGUGACGUCAGCCCCUCCCCCUCCCUGCGCCUGGCCCUGGCCGGGGCCUGGUGGGCUCUGAGGGGGCGUGGCCUGGAUGGGCGGGGCUGGGGGCGGCUCCUGGCGCUGCUCGAGGCCGUCGGGGGAGGGGCCCCGGGACUGCUCCGCCCCCGGCACCGCGCCCGCCUCAGCCUGGGGCUGCGGGCACAGGUGGUGACAUCAGUGCUGCAGGAGUUUGGCCCCUCCCCCGCCGUGCUGGAUGCGCUGGAUUGGCUCUUCCCGGAGGGGGCGGGGUCAGGGUCUGGCUACGCCCUCGGGACGCUGCAAGGGCGCCCCCUGGUGGCCGUGGCCGAGGAGAGCUUCCGGGAGCAGGUGCUGGGAAUUCUGGGAAGUGGGCGGGGCCUGCAGCCCUUCCUGCAGGAGUACGGCUCCCGUUUCCGGGAUUCCCUCGGGAAUCUUUUCCUGGAAUUUUUGCGCCGCCUGGAGAGCGCCCUGCCCCCACCCGACCUGGAUCACCUGGAGCGGCUCUGCCUAAGCCACGCCCCGCAUGGCUGCCGGCCACGCCCCCUCCCAAUCCUGCGCCUUUAUUUGGAGGAGGUUGGUCACGCCCACCCAGCUCCUGUGCCACGCCCACUUCCGCCUCAUAAAACCACCCCCACGUGAGUAGCCACGCCUACACCCCUUCUCUCUAAUUAGUAAUUAGCUAAUUAAGUUAAUUAAUCAGGAUGAAGCACCGCCCACUUCGCCGUCGGCUCCGCCCACUCCGCUUC
Messenger RNA from Cinclus cinclus, 759 nucleotides. It is a transcript of the gene TINF2, whose product is annotated as TERF1 interacting nuclear factor 2. The transcript has 7 exons. Gene Ontology annotation, molecular function: telomeric repeat DNA binding. Gene Ontology annotation, cellular component: shelterin complex. NCBI's taxonomy places the organism in Eukaryota, Metazoa, Chordata, Aves, Passeriformes, Cinclidae. The record is from RefSeq and is a predicted model, not a curated record. Bases 2 to 652 code for a protein of 216 amino acids. Gene Ontology annotation, biological process: telomere capping; regulation of telomere maintenance via telomere lengthening.